Molecule: messenger RNA, 2842 nt
Organism: Branchiostoma belcheri (Belcher's lancelet)
Lineage: Eukaryota; Metazoa; Chordata; Leptocardii; Amphioxiformes; Branchiostomatidae
Product: GPI transamidase component PIG-S-like
Exons: 13
Coding region: 60-1865 (601 amino acids)
Biological process (GO): attachment of GPI anchor to protein
Cellular component (GO): GPI-anchor transamidase complex
Source: RefSeq, a predicted model, not a curated record
ACCCGGAAGUGCCCACGCGUCGUCUGCAGGGGUGAAGGGUCAGGGGUCAGGUCACCAACAUGGCGGCGUCUGGACCAAAACGGGAGUCGCGGAAGACUUUGCAAGAAGAAGAAGAGACAGCCACCCAGGUAUAUGCGACCCUCGGGGUGGCUCUGGUUGUCGUGGUGAUCGGCGUUCCUCUCUGGUGGAAAACUACAGAAGUGUACAGGGCCACACUGCCAUAUGCUGAUAUAGGACAGCUGAAGGAUGCACAGGUCACCUACAAGGUCGGGGUGGAGUUUGUCCUGCCUCUGCAGACUCAGCCGCAGGACCUGCUGGACUGGAGGGAACAGGUGGACCAACACCUGGGCACAGGUACAGCCUACAGUCCCAUCUCACCCCACUACGACAUCAAGGUGAGAACCACCAACAAGGAAGAACGGACGGUCAUCAACCAACAGGGCUCCAUGGAAGCCCUAGACCUGCAGCUGACAGAGUUACACCCCCCAGGUGUGGGGAGUUGUACAGUUUACCUGCUGGGAAAGGACAGCAGUCUGGAGGCUCUGGCUUACAUCGGACGGCAUAGGACUGCCUUCAUCAAGUCUUCUGGAGACGUCUCCCGAGAUGUGCGGAUCUCGGCACACCUGGUUAGGUCCUACUUCGUGAACGACGAGAGACUGAAAACAACUUUCACCUCCGCAACCGGAGCCCAGCAUGACAAGGAGAACAUUGCUAAGGAACAGAUGCAAGCCUUCAAGACCAACACAGGGUACGAGGUGACCUUUAGCCUGUUGAACCCUGACCCGAGCGUGCUGGACGUCCGCUGGGACAUGGAGGCGGCGACGGCCAGCUACCUGAACCCUUUCCUGGACAGGCUGGCCAACAUCGCCGAGUUUCAGGUCUUCUCACAGGUGCUGUACUACACUGACCUGUCCGUGCGACCGACCCGUGACGAGCGCACAGCGUCCUACUACCUGACCCCCGACCAGCUGCCACACACCAUCAACCCUGUUGAGGCCAAGCUAGGCUCCCAUGUCUCCACGUAUCCCAGCGUGCACUUCCUGGUGUACAUCCCGGAACGGGGUCAUUCUCCUCUCUACAUCCACAAUGAAGAAGGCCUGGAGUCGGAGACCAACGCCUUCUUCAGUCCUCGCUGGGGCGGCAUGAAGAUCGUGAACGUCGACUCGCCGCCGAAGAACGCGUCCCUCCCGCUGGCCGUAACCCUUGACCUUCUCCCGGUCAUGGAGACGUUCCUCUCGCACCUGCGGCUGUUGCUAGGCGUGGCCCAACUCCCCGCCGACCCGUCGAUCGUGGUGGAACCAGCAGACAACGCCGCCAUCACCGACUGGGAAUAUGACCACCUGCUGCGGGUGCGGACCGUCGAGAACGUUGCCACGGCAACGGCCACGCUGGCGUCGCUCUCGCAGCUGCUCGGAGAAAUUGGGAACAUCGUGAUCAACGACGACAUCGCCCGGCAGGUCUACCUGGCCGUGGACGCCAUCAGGGAGGCACAGCACCACCUGGGGGCAGGCGAGCUAACUGCAGCCUUCCAGGCCUCCAAGGCAGCCAUACUUUCCUCAGAAAAGGCUUUUUUCGACCCGUCCUUGCUGGAGCUCCUGUACUUCCCGGAGGACCAGAAGUUUGCGAUCUACAUCCCCCUGUUCCUGCCCAUGAGUGUUCCUGUCCUCAUGUCUGUGUUUCAAGCUUACAGGUGGUACAAAAAACAGCAAAACCAGACAAAGGAAGAGGGGAAACCCACCAAGAAGGAAGGGAAAGAAGGAAUGAAAGAAUCGAAAAAAGAUGAAACGGGACAAGAGGAUGACAACAGUAGUGCUGAAAAGAAGAAAUCUCCAAAGGGAAAGAAGCAGUCGAGAAAGGAAAGAUGAUAAAAAAACCUUGUCUAGUUUGUUUAUUAUUUUGUUUACUUCAGCAUUUUGUUACUGUUCACGUUUUAACUUUUUCUACAUCUCCAAAGAUUGCCUGUCCAGAAAUCUUCAGUUAUUUUUCUAUGAGAGUCGUGAGGAAUUCAUUUGUGAGUUAUCUUUGUCCUUAGUGCUGAAACUUGGCUGUUAUUAACUAAUAGUAUUUAUCCUUAAAUAUUACGUUCCACUUUUUAUGAAUGCUUUUCAGGGAUCUAGAGUACAGGUACUGAAUAAGAUUUCCACCUGUGGAGUGUACACACUCUUAUUUCAGCCCCUAUUAGGGGGGAAAAAGGAAGUUCUGGUCCCUUCCAAGUUUGUUUAUGUUUAUGUUCCAACUUUUAUGUUUAUCAGAAAACUGUGGACAAGAGAGAAUAGUUUUAUACUAACAAAUUUUUUUUUGCAUUUGCAUGAGAUUCAUGGUCUGCACAAAAUUUCAUUCAAGCGGUCAAGUUCACAGAUAUUUGCACAAGAUUGUUGCAAGGUGAUGUAGGCCUGUUGUCAGGCUGCAAGGAGUCUCUUAGAUGAUAGAAAAAAUAAUCAGAUACAAAAUGCAACAUGGUGAUUCUGCAACAGCUGUAUAUUGUAGCAAUAUCAUAUCAACACAAGGCAUACAUUUCCAUGAAGUAAAUGCUUGAUGCACACUUUUAAAAACAUUUGUGGUGUUAAACUGCAGGCUAUAAGCCAUUGUUAUAAGAAAGUCAUCGUAUGUAAAUUCAUAGCAGCAUGAUAUGAAACAUGAAAACGCUUUUUUUAUCUUAAUAUACAUGACUACUUGUAAGUUUCUCAGCUAGUGUAUGCUAGCAUGAGACUUAGCUUAAUGUAACUGUAGAUAUUUGAAGUUGGCUUUGUACAAUAAGGAUCGCAUUAUGAUUGCAAAAGGAUCUAAGGUCUAAUAACUAAGCUCUUGAAGUCGGUAACCGGAGAAAUAAACAUUCCUUUGU